UGUCGUGAGUUUAUGUUUUGUGUUACUUUUUUUCUACAGGCAUAGCGUACACAGUACAGCCCUUACAAGACUUCCCGAUUUUGGAUGACAUACCUCGUGUGGUUCCGUACAAGGCAGGACAGCCGCUUUCCGUUCGCUGCAUUGUCAUCGGGCGACUAGAUGAUGACGCCGUCGUUUCCUGGAUAAAGGACGGCAGACCCUUCAAAGUAGACCAUACAAAAGUCACAACUAUGGAGCCUACAAGAGACACUCUGAUCUUUAUCGAACCAAAUUCUACAGCUGCAACUGAAGGCACUUACCAAUGCUUAGCCCACACCGCUAAAGGAAUCGCUACUUCUGCACCAAUAUAUGUUAAGAGAUAUUUUCUUGAAAUCCCCAAACUUGACGCCAAGGAACACACCCCAAUCAAGGGUGAACCCUUCGAACUGGACUGUCCUCCAAUCAAUGCUUAUCCCAAACCGAAAAUUCAAUGGCUGAAGAAGGAUAACUCAGAUAGAAUCACGAGGGUUAAUGAUCUAAGACAUACAACAGCUCCAAAUGGGAAACUCCUGUUUUCCAAUAUAACAGACGUCGACACCAAAGAUUUUAAAUACGUGUGCAUGGCUAGUAUGCUGGGUAUUGACCCUGUGUUUUUAGCCGAACACCACAUUGUAGGUAUAAAGGACAAAGGCAGCAAACACCCACAACCGUCACACCAGCCCCAAUAUGUGAGCCGGGAUGUGGUGACUCAACUCGGUGAAAACACCAAGUUAUACUGCGUCUACGGGGGCACUCCCCUAACCCAAGUAAGGUGGUAUUUCAACGACACAGAGUUGACGAAAUUCAACGAGAGGGUGCAUCCACAUAGAAACUACUCAAGCAACAUAUUGUUGAUCAAAGACACACGCGUGACUGAUGAAGGAACCUACUACUGCCGUCACAACGACUCGCGAGGCGUUGUCACAUCUUUAGCGAUUAAUGUCACUGUUUUCAGCCCACCUGCAUUCGCCCAAACACUAGAACCACAAAUCCUUAUCAAUGAAGGUAAAGACGUGACCAUUCCUUGUCAAGUCGGAGGUGUACCCAAGCCUAGAAUAAACUGGACUUAUAACGCCCAAGCACUAAAUACUGAUGAUAGAAUUUCCACCAUUUUAACUGAACAUGCGUCCAAAAUACUGAUUAAAAAUGUCAAGAAAAGUGACCAAGGGUUUUACGGUUGCACAGCCACUAAUGAUCACGGCUUCAUAUACGCUGAAAGUUAUUUAUCUGUGAGUUAACAUAACAUAACAUAACAAAUACUUUAUUGCACAAACAGGAAAAAACAAAA
Molecule: messenger RNA, 1306 nt
Organism: Pectinophora gossypiella (pink bollworm)
Lineage: Eukaryota; Metazoa; Arthropoda; Insecta; Lepidoptera; Gelechiidae
Product: hemolin-like
Exons: 6
Coding region: 231-1256 (341 amino acids)
Biological process (GO): axon guidance; dendrite self-avoidance; homophilic cell-cell adhesion
Cellular component (GO): axon; plasma membrane
Molecular function (GO): cell-cell adhesion mediator activity
Source: RefSeq, a predicted model, not a curated record